UAGAAAGGAGAGGAGGAGAAAAGACUCAAGGGCUUGUUAUGGAGUUCGUGUGAAAGAAACACGGAUUUCCACCCGUCUUUACCAGUUAAACCAGUAUCUCUGGAUAGAGCACACUCAAGUACUUCAACAGGUAGAGUCUCUGACCGCAAAACUCUUUCGUGGCUCCUCUGAAAAUAAUCUCCCCCUUUUUUCUCUCUCCGUUUACCUCAAUUGAGUUUUCAGCCCUUUUGUUCGCUCUUCUUAUCACUUGGAAAAAGGUGAACCCUCGUGUUAUUUUUAUUUUAAUCUUUGCUUUAAUUGUAGUUUUUACCCUUGUGGUCCCUGAUGGCUUCGCACAGUGAUACUCUGGUGGUGUUCUUUGGGGCAACAGCUGGUGCAAAUGGGGGUAAACUGGGUUCGGAUGAGAGGGAAAUAAUUCUCUUGGUGUGGCAAAUUGUGGAUCUACAUGAGAAAAAGGUCGGGAAGCUUCAUAGAUGUCUUGUCAAGCCAGACACUUUGGAGCUGACAGACCAGUGUAAAGAGGAGACAGGUGUGACUUUGGACGACAUCAUCAAAGCUGAGCCCCUGGACAAAGUUCUGCAACAGUUCCAGCAGUCAGUGUCAUCAGAAGUGAAAUGCCUUGGCAGAAGCUCCUUCACGCUAUGUGUCGACAGUCCCCUUGUCAUCCGACAGGCCCUCCACCCUGAAGCUUCCAAAAAGAACCUUGUCCUUCCUGAAUGCUUCUUUUCGUUUGUGGAUGUGAGGAAGGAGUUUCACAAAUGCUGCCCCAAUGCGAGCGCUGUGCAGAAGCUCACUCUCGCCUCCAUGUUGGAAUAUGUUGGUCUCCCUGCUGUGUCAGAGCAGUCGAUGGGGGUGAGGGAGGUGAGCAGCAUGGUGCAGCUGAUACUCUGUGUCCUGGCUGAGCCUUACAAUCACAAGUUCUCCUCUGUUGAAACAGUGAAGUACAAGUUCGAUUCCGGCACAUGCAGUAAGACAGAGCCGGUGGACAAUGAGACAGUGAUCAGAGCGCGGGGGCUUCCAUGGCAGUCUUCAGACCAAGACAUUGCUCGCUUCUUUAAAGGCCUCAGUAUCGCAAAGGGUGGCGUGGCCCUGUGUCUCAAUGCUCAGGGCAGGAGGAACGGCGAAGCCUUAGUUCGUUUCAUCAACUCAGAACAUAGAGACCUGGCCCUGGAACGCCACAAGCACCACAUGGGCAGCCGCUACAUUGAGGUGUACAAAGCCACAGGAGAGGAAUUCCUCAAGAUUGCUGGAGGUACAUCUAACGAGGUGGCCCAGUUCCUGUCCAAAGAGAACCAGGUGAUUAUCCGUAUGCGGGGGUUGCCAUUCACUGCCACACCCCAGGAAGUGCUGUCCUUCCUCGGUCCCGAGAGCCCAGUUACAGAUGGUCCGGAGGGUCUGCUCUUUGUCAAGUACCCUGACGGCCGGCCCACCGGUGAUGCCUUCGUGCUCUUCUCUUGUGAAGAGUACGCCCAGAACGCCCUGAAGAAGCACAAGCAGAUCCUGGGGAAGCGGUACAUCGAGCUGUUUCGGAGCACUGCAGCUGAGGUGCAACAGGUCCUGAAUCGCUACAUGUCUGCGCCUCUUAUCUCAACACUGCCUCCUUCACCCAUCGUGCCUGUCCCAGUCCUCGCCACGCCUCCCUACCUUCCAGCAGCCAGCAGCACUCGAGACUGUGUCCGCCUCCGUGGCCUGCCCUACACUGCCGGCAUUGAAGAUAUCCUGGAGUUCAUGGGCGAGCACACCAUUGACAUCAAACCCCACGGAGUCCACAUGGUCCUCAACCAACAGGGUCGGCCCUCUGGCGACGCUUUCAUCCAAAUGAAAUCAUCUGACAAGGCGUUUAUGGUGGCCCAGAAGUGCCACAAAAAGACCAUGAAGGACCGUUACGUUGAGGUGUUCCAGUGCUCCACAGAGGAGAUGAGCAUCGUGCUGAUGGGAGGAACCCUGAACCGCAGCGGCCUCUCCCCUCCACCCUGCAAGCUCCCCUGUCUGUCUCCCCCCACAGCCUACGCUGCCUUUCCCACCCCGCCCACCAUUCUCUCCGAGGCUGCCCUCUACCAGCCCCCCCUGCUGGCUGCCCCCAGACCACCUCAGACGGCCACACACAACCCCGCUCACACUCUGGCCUACUACCCCCCUCAGCCACACCUGUACAUGAAUAUGAACAUGAACUACACAGCUUACUAUCCCAGCCCCCCAGUUUCUCCCUCCACAGUUAGCUACUUUGCAGCUCCACCAGGAGCAAUGGCAGCAGCAGUCGCAGCCCAACCCCACCCAGCUGCAGCCGCCGCUUCCUCUGUGUUGCCUCAGCCUGGCGCCCUGGUCAGGAUGCAGGGUCUGCCCUACAACACUGGAGUCAAGGACAUCCUCAGCUUCUUCCAGGGAUACCAGUACGCCCCUGACGAGUACAGCGGCAUGGUUCAGAUGAGUGAACAGGCCAGGAGUCUGAUUCAGCCCAAAGAAUGGCUCUGUCUUUAGGGACUCACCCUCAAGCUGCAGCCAGACGCCGUUCUCAUCUUGUACAACUUCAGCGGCCAGUGCAGCGGCGAGGCCUUGGUCACCUUCCCUAAUGAGGAGAUUGCCAGGCGGGCCGUAGCCGAGCGUUCCAACCACCCUUUCUACGGCCAGCAGGUCCACUUGGUCUUAUGUAACUGACCACUAGCCCUUCAUCUCUUUCCUCCUCCUCCUCCUCCUCCUCCUCCUCCUCCUCCUCCUCCUCCUCCUUCUUCUGUGGUGUAACCUCCCAUUGAAGAGCCCUCGCCUCCCAAAUUCAUUCACCAGCAGCUCUUCUUGUUGAUCCCGGUGCCACUUCAAACACCUGCUGAACCUCCCCCUUUCCCAUGAGCCGCCAUUAUUAAAACACAGCUGACACGGCUGGCUGUGACACUCCUGAAGCUGCUGUUGGAGUUCGGACAUCCACUGGUGAAGCAGCUGAUGUCAGUAAAGCUUCAUUUAUCGGCUAAUGACACGGAUGUCACACGUAGCAUUUCUGUGCAUCUUUACUGUAAUAGCUGGUUGUGGAGACUAGAUGGUGCGGAGCCUGGACGAAUACGCAUGUAUAUUUAAAUGCUCUAUAUUUGUUUCCCCGUACGACUGUACAGAUGUUCAUCCUGAAAUGCUUGAGGCUGUACAAACCACAUCUGCACAUGAUCUUUGUUGUAUAUUUCUAAAUUUUCACUCUUAACCACUACAAGUUUUUGACUUUUCAGAGUUUAUGAUCUUUUGUGUUGGCUCGAUGCAAACACAGAUGUGUGUAUGUGCAUGCACAAUGUUUAUUGAGUUGAUGGCCUCCAGCUGUGUGGUGGUGCCAUUGAAUAGAGAGAGAAAGAAGCCAUACGGACUGACUUCGACUACUGAAUACCAGAGGGAAUAUCAGCCUGUACCGCUCAGCUGACGUGGAGACAUUAAAUCUAACGCUGAGCUGCAGCAACUAUUAGUUAAACUACAGCAACACCGCAGAAGUGCCAGUGUAUCAUCUAAUUUGUAACUUAAUUUUUGUUCUAUAAAAAGCAUUUAUGUGUGACACACAGCAUGUCUACCCAUUACGAUCUCUUCUAAGCACUGCACAUGUAUUUGCUCCAAUCUGAGUUAAGUGACAGAGCGUCUGUGACAGAGUAGAAUGACAAAUUAAUUCUAUUUUUAUGAAUUCCAUUAGCUUUUGUUAUGAAAUCUAAAAGAGGACAGGCAUAUCGUGAAGCCUUUUACAAUGAUCGACCUCAGCGACUAGAUCUCUUCUGUUUUGGUUUCCAGACUAUUUAUAACGAUCGGUCUGUAGCUGCUUUAAUUCCUGGUACGAUGACCGAGUACUGUGUGAAAGCUGCAUGAGUUUUUCCUGUGACAGGCCUGCCGACAGCUGUCUUAGUAUUUUUCCCCUCUUUACUGUGCCUACAUUACCCAGAGUGCAAUACUGGCCCGAACAAGGCUAGAUCAACCUCUGGUGGCAGAGGAGACUUGUAUUUUUGUUGCAAGUUUGACACUAAUAUGUAUGUAUGUGUAUAAGACUGUAAACAAUAAAUGUUGUCACUGA
Messenger RNA from Epinephelus fuscoguttatus (brown-marbled grouper), 4027 nucleotides. RefSeq names its product epithelial splicing regulatory protein 2 (gene esrp2). Gene Ontology annotation, molecular function: mRNA binding. The coding region runs from base 325 to 2478 and encodes 717 amino acids. NCBI's taxonomy places the organism in Eukaryota, Metazoa, Chordata, Actinopteri, Perciformes, Serranidae. The record is from RefSeq and is a predicted model, not a curated record. Gene Ontology annotation, cellular component: nucleoplasm; ribonucleoprotein complex. The transcript is spliced from 16 exons. Gene Ontology annotation, biological process: regulation of RNA splicing.